Fusarium sp. VM40 is the source of this 1503-nucleotide messenger RNA. The record is from the annotation of a GenBank genome assembly. Lineage: Eukaryota; Fungi; Ascomycota; Sordariomycetes; Hypocreales; Nectriaceae.
AUGGAUCCUAAUCUUCUUAACUUUUUCGCGGUGCCGAACAACCAGACCCUCAAUCAGAAUGAACCGUCUCAGCAGCAACAUGAUCCCUCACCAUGGAGACCAACUGGCUUCGAGGGCGACAUAGGUUCAUCUAGCAAUCAAGGAGGGCCAUCCUAUGAUUACCAGUCAAACGCACCAUCUGAGAUGUCCUUCACUCAGGCCCCCAUGCCAUCACCUUAUACCAGCUCAAGCAAAACUAUUCUUCCAAAUAGGGGACAUCCGCGAGGCCACCAACAACGGAAGCGAGAUGCACAUGAGAGGAAGCGUACAAAAGUUGACACAGAUUCGGCACUUGAAUCUUUGGACUAUUGGAUCAGAUUUGACGAUGAUGAAGGAGAGAGGACAGGGAGUUAUGAAAUUGACUUUUCGAAGCGUUAUGACCCUAUGAACGCCAACACCAACACUCAUCACCGACCGGGCUAUGGAUCAAGCUCGACGACCCCAGGCCUUGGAACGGGCAUAUAUGUGACAGCUCCUCCUUUCCAGGGUGCCGAAUACUUUGAUGACAAUGCUUUAGACAAUGCCCUGUCUGAUGACGAAGAAGGAAUUGACUCGAUGAGCCUCGAGGAGCAUUUAUCAAAGAUAGAGACUAUGCCACCGCCAGAAGUACCUCCACGAGAGGGUCUAUACUCAACGCCACUCAGCUGGGAAAAGCCAGAGCCCGGUCUACGCAUGGAGCCGAGUUUUGGCUUGGGGGAUCCUACAGCGGGCAUGAGCUCGGGAUUUGGACAGACAAUGUCUGGAAUGGGGAAUAAUCAACUUCUGAGUAACGAUGAGCAAAGAAGACUACUUGCUAUUGCAAUGAAUACUGGUCGGACGCCAGCCAGCUUUAUGCCCCCGAGUGGGUUUGGCUUAGGAUUUGGAGCUGGCCUUGGUACAGGACUUCCACCAGAGUUCAACAGCAGCAUCGACUCCCUCCUAGGAACACCGACUGGAGAGCACAGCCAAAGGCAGACACCUACGCCAGCCAAUAGCUCCAAAGCCCCAUCUCGGAAUCAGGACGUUAAGACGGAGGCCUCGAGCGAAACUGGAUUCAGUUCUGCCAGGCCAGGUCUCUCGCGUACCAAUACUGCGACAUCAGAUAUCAAGGGCAAGGACAAGUUCAAACAAGGAGAUCGGACAGCCCAUAACGAUAUCGAGCGAAAAUAUCGUACGAAUCUGAAGGACAAGAUCGCCGAACUGCGCGAUGCUGUACCUGCCCUUCAUUCAAUACCAGAAGAUGGAAUGGAUGAUGCCGAUGAAAACUCGCAAAGAGGGCCUAAAGUGAGCAAGGGCACUGUUUUAACAAAGGCAACAGAGUAUAUUCAGUAUCUAGAAAGGCGCAACAGGACAAUUAUGAAAGAGCACCAGGAGCUGGCCAGGCGCCUGCAGGCAUUUGAGCAGCUCCUCAGUGCGUCGGCUCGACAGCCAUUCCUGAUGCCCAACCACAGUCGGACACUCUUUGAUCCAAGAGGUUUCUGCUAG